AUGGAAACUUGGCCUGUGGUGGUGCUGGAAAACUGCACCGCUUUUCAUGGACAUCAUGGGCAGGACCUGGAUACUAACCUCAUACACCAACCCCAGCCCGUUGUGAAGCUGGAAGCACUCCGGGCAGCCAAGAAGAGGAGGCGAAGCAGGCGACUCUUUUUCAAGAGAAGGAAGUACUUCUAUGUCAAAGAGGCAGUGCCCAUCAUGAGCUUUUGUGGGUGGUCAUGUGGGGAGAGAACCGAAUCACUGGAUGGGGAAGAGGAUUUCUUGGGCUUCAACGAUCAUGACACCCUAAGUUCCCACAUCAUCUCCGCUCAACAUCCAGCAUGGGAGGGUGAAGAUUUGUUAAGACAUUAG
This is a messenger RNA of Thrips palmi, 357 nucleotides long. RefSeq lists its product as uncharacterized. NCBI's taxonomy places the organism in Eukaryota, Metazoa, Arthropoda, Insecta, Thysanoptera, Thripidae. Bases 1 to 357 code for a protein of 118 amino acids. The transcript is spliced from 3 exons. The record is from RefSeq and is a predicted model, not a curated record.